GGCGCCUGCGCCAAGGGGGCUCCCGUCAGAAGGCGCGUUCCCGCGCGCUCCCUCUCGCGUCUGCGCGCGCGUGCCCGGUGGGCGUGGGAGGAGGCGGGGAACGCGGGAGGGGGCGGGUGUCGCGGGAGGGAGAGAGCGAACCGGAGAGCGUCGUCCUGAGAAGAGUGAAGGCGGCAAAAUGGCGGACCGCUUCUCCCGCUUCAACGAGGAUCGAGACUUUCAGGGUAAUCACUUUGAUCAAUAUGAAGAAGGACACUUAGAAAUUGAACAAGCGUCCCUCGACAAGCCUAUAGAAUCGCCCAGUUUUUAAAGCCAGGAUAAUAUUGGACACCGGUUACUCCAGAAACAUGGGUGGAAGCUGGGCCAGGGAUUGGGAAAAUCUCUUCAGGGGAGAACAGAUCCCAUUCCAAUUGUUGUCAAGUAUGAUGUCAUGGGCAUGGGUCGCAUGGAAAUGGAGCUUGAUUAUGCUGAAGAUGCUACCGAACGACGACGUGUCCUAGAAGUAGAAAAAGAAGAUACGGAAGAGUUGAGACAAAAGUACAAGGAUUAUGUUGAUAAAGAAAAGGCAAUUGCCAAAGCGUUGGAAGACCUCAGAGCCAACUUUUAUUGUGAACUCUGUGAUAAACAGUACCAGAAGCAUCAGGAAUUUGAUAAUCAUAUCAACUCCUAUGAUCAUGCACACAAGCAGAGAUUAAAAGAUCUCAAGCAGAGGGAGUUUGCCCGAAAUGUUUCUUCAAGAUCUCGCAAAGAUGAAAAGAAACAAGAAAAAGCCCUUCGGCGGCUCCAUGAGUUGGCAGAGCAGAGAAAACAAGCUGAAUGUGCACCUGGAAGUGGUCCCAUGUUCAGACCAACCACAGUGGCAGUAGAUGAAGAAGGUGGAGAUGAGGAUAAGGAUGAAUCAACUACAAACAGUGGCACAGGUGCCACUACCACUUGUGGCCUUGGAUCUGAAUUCUCAACAGAUAAAGGAGGCCCCUUCACUGCAGUACAAAUCACUAACACUACUGGACCGGCACAGGCUUCUGGGUUAGCCUCCCAAGGCAUCAGCUUUGGCAUUAAGAAUAAUCUGGGGACCCCACUGCAAAAAUUGGGAGUAUCAUUUUCCUUUGCCAAGAAGGCUCCUGUCAAACUUGAGUCAAUAGCAUCAGUUUUCAAAGAUCAUGCAGAGGAGGGGACCUCUGAAGAUGGAACCAAACCUGAUGACAAAAGUUCUGAACAAGGACUGCAGAAGGUGGGAGAUGGCGAUGGUAGUGGUAAUCUUGAUGGUAAAAAAGAAGAUGAAGAGCCUCAGGAUGGAGGAUCCCUUGCCUCAACAUUAUCUAAGUUAAAAAGGAUGAAGCGAGAAGAAGCAACUGGAGUUACAGAGCCAGAGUAUUACCACUACAUCCCCCCAGCACAUUGUAAAGUAAAACCUAAUUUCCCCUUUUUACUUUUUAUGAGAGCCAGUGAACAAAUGGAAGGUGAUAAUUGUGCACAUACUAAGAAUGCCCCAGAGAGCAAAAAAAGCAGUUCUCCUAAGCCUAAAGGCUGUGCUAAGGCGGAAGCAAGCCAAGGAGCAGAAAAGACAGUUAGUGAAGUUUCUGAGCAGCAGAAGGAAAACACUGUGUCUGAGCCCUCAGAACCUGGAAGCAAAACUGAGAUAAAGAAGGCCUCGGGAAGGGAUGUAACUGAGCCCAGUUUAGAAAGUCAGUGUCAGAAGACUUCAGAAAUCCAAAUGUGUGAGUCUCAUCUUUCUAAAGAAACCUCUCAGCCCACCCCAGCAGGAAAAGCAAACCAGGAAGGUCCCAAACAUCCUACUGGCCCUUUCUUCCCAGUUUUGAGCAAAGAUGAGAGCACUGCCCUCCAGUGGCCAUCAGAACUCUUAGUUUUCACCAAGGCGGAGCCCUCCAUUUCGUACAGUUGUAACCCUUUAUACUUUGACUUUAAACUUUCAAGGAACAAGGAUGCCAGAGCUAAAGGGACAGAAAAACCAAAAGAUAAAGGAAGUUCCUCAAAGGAUUAUCUCCUUGAUCAUAGUGAGCCUAAUAAGAGCCACGAAGAGGAAGAGAAUGUACUACAUUCCUCAGAAGGCAGAAUGGAUGCACCCCCUUCAGUGUCUGCCUGUAACAAGCAAGAGGCUGGAGGUAGUCAUGGGUCAGAGACUGAAGACACAGGGCGAAGCCUUCCUAGCAAGAAAGAACGAUCUGGGAAGUCCCACCGACACAAGAAGAAAAAGAAACACAAAAAGUCCAGCAAACACAAACGAAAACACAAGGCUGAUACAGAAGAGAAAAGCUGUAAGGCAGAGUCUGGGGAGAAGUCUAAGAAGCGCAAGAAACGGAAGCGAAAGAAGAAUAAGUCAUCAGCCCCAGCAGAUUCUGAACGAGGACCCAAACCAGAACCCCCUGGGAGUGGCAGUCCUGCACCACCCAGAAGACGACGACGAGCCCAAGAUGACUCCCAGCGAAAAUCCCUCCCUGCUGAAGAAGGGAGCAGUGGCAAGAAGGAAGAAGGUGGAGGUGGUAGCAGUUCCCAAGACCAUGGUGGAAGGAAACACAAAGGUGAACCUCCGAUUUCAUCCUGUCAACGAAGGGCUGGCACCAAACAGAAUAGCCGGUCUAGCCAUCGGAGCCGACCCAGUAGUGGAGAGGAGGAUAGUGAUGAUGCUUCAUCACGUCGGCUCCACCAGAAGUCUCCAUCCCAGUACAGUGAAGAGGAGGAGGAGGAAGAAGAAGAGGAGGAGGAGGAAGACACUGGCAGUGAGCAUUCCCGAAGCCGCUCCCGGUCUGGCCGGCGCCAUUCCUCACAUCGCUCUUCCCGGCGUUCUUACUCAAGUAGCUCAGAUGGUUCUUCAGACCAAAGCUGCUACAGUAGAAAGCAUAGUUACUCUGAUGACAGCUACAGUGACUAUAGUGACCGAUCAAGAAGGCACUCUAAGCGCUCACAUGACUCAGAUGACUCAGACUAUGCCAGCUCCAAGCACCGAUCUAAACGACACAAAUACUCAUCAUCUGAUGAUGACUAUAGCCUCAGUUGCAGCCAGUCCCGAAGCCGAUCUCGGAGUCAUACCAGGGAGCGCUCAAGAUCCCGAGGCCGGAGCCGAAGCAGCAGUUGUAGUCGCAGUCGGAGCAAGAGGAGAAGCCGUAGUACCACAGCUCACAGCUGGCAGCGAAGCAGGAGCUAUAGCCGUGAUCGCAGCCGCAGCACCAGGAGUCCUUCCCAGAGAUCAGGCUCUAGGAAGGGAUCAUGGGGUCAUGAGAGCCCUGAGGAGAGGCGUUCUGGCCGUCGAGAUUUUAUUCGUUCAAAGAUCUAUCGCUCUCAGUCCCCACACUAUUUUCGAGCAGGCCGAGGAGAAGGUCCUGGGAAGAAAAAUGAUGGCAGAGAUGACUGUAAGGAGAUAGGCCCACCCUCCCAGAACAGCAGCACUGGCACAGGGAGGGGGUCAGAAAGUGACUGUAGCCCUGAAGACAAGAACUCUGUUACUGCUAGACUGCUACUAGAGAAAAUCCAGGCCAGAAAAGUGGAGAGGAAACCCAGUAUGAGUGAAGAGGUGCUGGUCACCCCUAAUAAAGCUGGGCUUAAGCUCAAGGACCCUCCCCAAGGUUAUUUUGGGCCCAAGCUGCCUCCCUCUCUUGGCAAUAAGCCUGUGCUUCCACUGAUAGGGAAGCUCCCAGCUACCCGAAAGCCCAACAACAAAAAAUGUGAAGAGUCUGGCCUGGAAAGGGGGGAAGAGCAAGAACAGUCAGAGACAGAAGAAGGGCCCCCAGGGAGUAGUGAUGCCCCAUUUGGGCACCAGUUCCCUUCAGAGGAAACAGCUGGCCCCUUAUCAGAUCCACCCCCAGAAGAUCCAAAGUCUGAAGAAGCUACUGCUGAUCACUCUGUGGCUCCACUAGGUACCCCGGCACAUACUGACUGCUACCCUGGGGAUCCAACCAUCUCCCAUAACUACCUCCCUGACCCCAGUGAUGGGGACACCCUAGAAUCCCUGGAUAGCAGCAGUCACCCAGGCCCUGUGGAGUCCAGCUUGCUUCCUAUAGCACCAGAUCUCGAGCACUUCCCUGGUUAUGCGCCUCCUAGUGGGGAACCUAGUAUUGAAUCAACAGAUGGGGCUGAGGAUGCUUCACUGGCUCCCCUGGAGAGUCAACCCAUUACCUUCACCCCUGAGGAGAUGGAGAAGUAUAGCAAGCUCCAGCAGGCCGCGCAGCAACACAUCCAGCAGCAGCUUCUGGCCAAGCAAGUAAAGGCCUUUCCAGCUUCAGCAGCCCUAGCCCCAGCCACACCAGCCCUGCAGCCCAUCCACAUUCAGCAGCCAGCCACAGCCUCUGCCACCUCCAUCACAACUGUUCAGCAUGCUAUCCUACAACAUCAUGCUGCAGCUGCUGCUGCUGCCAUUGGCAUUCACCCCCAUCCUCAUCCCCAGCCUCUUGCACAAGUGCAUCAUAUUCCCCAGCCCCAUCUAACUCCCAUUUCUUUGUCCCACCUCACUCAUUCUAUCAUACCUGGCCACCCUGCCACCUUCCUUGCCAGCCAUCCCAUCCACAUCAUUCCUGCUUCAGCCAUCCAUCCUGGGCCUUUCACUUUCCACCCUGUCCCACAUGCUGCCCUUUACCCUACCCUUCUUGCUCCACGGCCUGCUGCAGCAGCUGCCACUGCCCUUCACCUUCACCCAUUACUUCACCCCAUCUUCUCAGGUCAGGACCUGCAGCACCCCCCCAGCCAUGGCACAUGAGUUGGGGGAUGGAACCUAGAUAGGGUCAGGGAAGAUAAUCCAUAAGUCUUUCCUUGGGGUGUUGAGCCUUUAAUACCAGCAAGUAAAAGCUGGGAUGGGCAGUGUCUGACAGCCAAAGAAUUGUGUUUUGGCUUACAGAAAUGGUUUUUUGAGGUUUGCUUUGGGUUUACUAUCAGGGAUUUUCCCCCCCUCUAUUUGUCUUUCCUGUCCUGUGUUCCUAAGCUAGGAGAACACCAGUAAGUGCUAUCCACCCCUCUGCAGCAACAUCUCCAAACGGUCAAAUUUAGAUAGUUCCUCUCUUCUUCUACUUUUUGACCUCUGCUCUUCCCAUCUAUAAAUUUAAACAUUUUCCUCCUCUCUGGCCUAAUUGUCACCAAAGCAUUUGCCAUGGACCCCGUCUGGUCCUGCCUUCUCAGUGCCACAUGGAAGCCCAAGCUCUCUUUCCAGUGGCGAAACUCCACCGCUUUUGGGCAGUGUCCUUGACCAUCCCUUGGUGACAUGCUAUCCUAGGUGAGGUAGAAAGGGAGUCUUGACCUGGAACCAGAGCAACUCAGGCUGCAAUUUGUCCAUUUCCCAUAGAAACAGAGUCACACAUUUGGUACUGUUGUCCUCAAGAUCCCUCAUCCCAGAAGAGACACCUGCAUAUAUCCCAGAAAAGAAGAUCCUAUCAUGAAUAGAAGCUAUGUGGAACAUAGUCUCCCAUGUGCUUCCCCAGAGAGGAGCUCAUGUGUCUGAAGGGUAUAUUUUCUUCUGUUGUGUUAUGUUUCCUUCUUAAUUUAUAGGAUUUUUUAAUGUAAAAAUUGCACUGAACUCUAUAAACAUAAAUGCUGCUUUUUGUAGCUCAUAAUAAAAAGGUUCCAUAUUUGUAGUAUACUGCAAUAAUAUUUUUUACAUCCAGCUCUUUAAGUGAUCCUUGUUCUGGUGGCUUUGUGUAAAUAUGUUUGCCCUAGUUGAAUUAAGAAACUUUAAAGGUUAUAAAAUGAAAACAAAAAAAAUAAAAGUAUUUGUUUUCUGCUAGAUGCAAAAAUGACUUCGCAUGUAUAUUUUAUCAAGCUCAUGUAUUUUUUGAAGUUAUGAACUAUAAAAAUGGUUUUUAAAAACUUUUUUUUUUCCUCUGGGACAAAAUGUUAAGUAAUUUGCAGUAAUUAGUGCCCCAGCACUGGGAUUUUUGAGAAAAUGGGCAGCAGUCUGCUGCAGGUGUCAGAGGAAUGCUCAGUUGUGACCAUCUCCCUUGCAUGCUUUGUUGUUUUAUAUAGAGAAACAAGUAAAUUCCACAAAGGAGGGAGAGAUUCAACAUCUUUAUUCUCUGGAAGCAGUAAGAUUCAGUGAUUGUCUGCAGGGGAGAUCCCCAGGUUCCCUGGGUACUUUGUUCCAGGCAUUGAUUUGCCUUCCUAGUAUUCAGUCCCCUCUGACAAUUUUUUUUAAUGUGCCUUUUGGGUCAGCUAGAAACUGAAGUAGAAGUAGACCAGAGGAAAAUAGAGUUGGUACAGUUUUUUCCUCCUCCUGUUGGGAGGUGAGCAUAUUUAUAGAUACUUCAAAUUCUCUUGUUUCAUUGGUCCAUGCUAUCUAUCCAGUUCAGUUUCAGCAGUAGAGGUUCCUUUUUCCUUGCAUGACACUGACCAGAGAAAUUACCACCCCCAGCCCCUCUUCCUCCUGUUCAUCUUUCACCCAGGCUCUCUGCCCUAGUUAACAUACUGACCCAAAGGUGCUGUAUUGCAGGACCCAUCUCUUUCUUGUAGUUAGUGGUUUCGUCUUUGGCACAUGCCUACCUGUUCUUAUGGCUAAAAUUGGUUGUCAACUGACAGGAAACUCCAUUACUAAGCUGAGCCAAGGUUUUGUUUUCAUGCCUUCUCAAAUUUCCAAAAGAAAAAAGGGUUGAGUUCAUGAGAAGCAAGUUCUGGAAAAACUCUUGGCUAAGUCCCCCUCUUAACCUGUUCAGUGCUCGUCUGACUAGAAGUAAUGACUAGCACUGGAAAAAUGAAAUCAUCUGUAUAAAGUGAAGGGAUUCCUUUUUUUUUGCUUUCAGCCCAUGUAAAUAUUAAAAGAACACAGUAUUAACAUUUUUGUGCUGCUUCCCAUUAGCUUGUAGAUUGAGCCAUACUCUCGCUGCCUCUCUGCCUUCCCGGGGGGCAGUUUUCUUCAACUUCCAAAACAGUAAUUUUAAAACUUAGGAAAAAAAAAAACAAAACAAAAAACAAGAUAACCUAUCCUUACUUACAAGCAUAACAGAUUGUAUUUAACUUUAUCACGUAUGAUAGAGAUAUAUAUGCUGUAAAAUGAGGGAAAGGAACUUUCUAAUAAACCAAUGAUUUGUGGAAACUUA
This is a messenger RNA of Dipodomys ordii (Ord's kangaroo rat), 7031 nucleotides long. RefSeq names its product G patch domain containing 8 (gene Gpatch8). Gene Ontology annotation, cellular component: nucleus. NCBI's taxonomy places the organism in Eukaryota, Metazoa, Chordata, Mammalia, Rodentia, Heteromyidae. Gene Ontology annotation, molecular function: nucleic acid binding. Bases 431 to 4708 code for a protein of 1425 amino acids. The transcript is spliced from 9 exons. The record is from RefSeq and is a predicted model, not a curated record.